AUGGCUCGUAAAGAUUAUGCGGCGGAAAAAGAGAAGUGCAAAAGGUUCCUGCAGGAGUUUUACACGGAGGAUGACAACGGGAAGAAGGUGUUUAAAUAUGGAGCACAGCUGGUGGCGCUGGCCCACCGGGAGCAGGUGUCCCUCUCCGUGGAGCUGGACGACGUGGCCGAGGAAGACCCCGAGCUGGUGGAGAGCGUCUGCGAGAACGCCAAGCGCUACACGGGCCUGUUUGCCGACGCCGUCCACGAGCUGCUGCCGGAGUACAAAGAACGAGACGUGGUGGCCAAGGACUCUCUGGACGUGUAUAUCGAGCACAGGUUGAUGAUGGAGCAAAGGGGUCGUGACCCUGCUGACACCAGGGACCCUCGUAACCAGUACCCCCCUGAGCUCAUGAGGAGAUUUGAGCUGUACUUUAAAGCUCCCAGCACCUCUAAGCCCAAGGUGGUGCGCGACAUCCGGGCUGACAGCAUCGGCCACCUGGUCGCGGUGCGGGGCAUCGUGACCCGGGCCACCGAGGUCAAACCCAUGAUGGCCGUGGCGACGUACACGUGUGACCAGUGCGGCGCCGAGACUUACCAGCCAAUCCAGUCCCCCACCUUCAUGCCCCUCAUCAUGUGCCCCAGCCAGGAGUGCGUCACCAACAAGUCCGGAGGCCGGCUCUACCUGCAGACCAGAGGCUCCAAGUUUGUCAAGUUUCAGGAACUGCGCAUCCAGGAGCACAGUGACCAGGUGCCUGUGGGUAACAUUCCUCGGAGCAUGACGGUGUACACGCGCGGUGAGAACACGCGCCUCGCUCAGCCCGGAGACCACGUCGCCAUCACCGGCAUCUUCCUCCCCCUGCUGCGCACCGGCUUCCUCCAGGCGGCGCAGGGACUUCUGUCAGAAACCUACCUGGAGGCUCACAGCAUCACGCUCAUGAACAAAUCGGAGGACGACGAGCUGGGCAACGAGGAGCUGACCGAGGAGGAGCUCCGCAGCAUCACAGAGGAAGGGUUCUACGAGAAGCUCGCCGGCUCGAUCGCGCCGGAGAUCUACGGCCACGAGGACGUGAAGAAGGCUCUGCUGCUCCUGCUGGUGGGAGGAGUGGAACAAGCGCCGAAGGGCAUGAAGAUCAGAGGCAACAUAAAUAUCUGCUUGAUGGGAGACCCAGGAGUUGCCAAGUCCCAGCUGCUGUCCUACAUCGACCGUCUGGCUGCUAGAAGUCAGUACACCACCGGCCGGGGCUCGUCCGGCGUCGGCCUGACUGCCGCCGUGAUGAAGGACCCGCUGACGGGGGAAAUGACUCUGGAGGGGGGCGCCCUGGUGCUGGCCGACCUGGGCAUCUGCUGCAUCGACGAGUUUGACAAGAUGGCCGACGCCGACCGCACGGCCAUCCACGAGGUCAUGGAGCAGCAGACCAUCUCCAUCGCCAAGGCCGGCAUCAUGACCUCCCUGAACGCCCGCUGCUCCAUCCUGGCCGCCGCCAACCCCGCCUACGGCCGCUACAACCCCCGCAAGAGCAUCGAGCAGAACAUCCAGCUGCCGGCGGCCCUGCUGUCGCGGUUCGACCUGCUCUGGCUCAUCCAGGACAAGCCGGACGCCGACGCCGACCUGCGGCUGGCGCAGCACAUCACCUACGUCCACCAGCAUUCCCGCCAGCCGCCCACUCACUUCACGCCCAUCGACAUGAAGCUCAUGAGGCGUUACAUUUCUCUGUGUAAGAGGCGUCAGCCGGUGGUGCCGGAGUCGCUGGCGGACUACAUCACCGCUGCUUACGUGGAAAUGAGGAAGGAGGCUCGGGUCAGCAGCGACACCACCUUCACCUCGGCCCGCACCCUCCUGUCCAUCCUGCGCCUGUCCACCGCGCUGGCCCGCCUCCGGAUGAUGGACACGGUGGAGAAGGAAGACGUCAACGAGGCGAUGAGGCUGAUGGAGAUGUCCAAAGAUUCCCUGCAGCCUGACAAGUCCAGCACCUCCAGGGCCCAGCGUCCGGCGGACGUCAUCUUCUCCCUGGUGCGUGAGCUCGCCACAGAGGGCCGCGGCGGGUCGGGCGGCGUGGUCCGCAUGGCCGAGGCGGAGCAGCGCUGCGUCUCGCGCGGCUUCACGCCCGCUCAGUUCCAGGAGGCGCUGGAGGAGUACGAGGAGCUGAACGUGUGGCAGAUCAACCAGGCCCGCACCAGGAUCACCUUCGUCUGAACCAGCCUGGCCACGCCUACCCCAGACCCAGACCGGCCUCUUUGGGGGUUCUCCCUCCCGCGUUAGUCGGGCAGAACAUGGACUUCCUUCUAUGCCCGACUUGUUUUUGAAAGAACCUCGUUGCUUUUUCCCAGUUCAAGAACCCGGCUAUCUAUUAAACUGCUUGUAAAUAUGUAUGUCAGAACGUGGAAUAGUGUUGUCUCUGCAGUUUAUUGCUGAAAGCAUCAAGCUGAUGUAGAGAAUUUCUGUAUAUUUUAUACUUUAAGGCUUUGUAAUGCAAAUCAAGUGGAGUUAAUCUUGCGUUUGUAUUUGAUGAGAGUUCUAAUAAACGCUUCAGUGCUCUA
Fundulus heteroclitus (mummichog) is the source of this 2519-nucleotide messenger RNA. It is a transcript of the gene mcm7, whose product is annotated as minichromosome maintenance complex component 7. Gene Ontology annotation, molecular function: single-stranded DNA helicase activity; ATP hydrolysis activity; ATP binding. Gene Ontology annotation, cellular component: MCM complex; nucleus. Bases 1 to 2175 code for a protein of 724 amino acids. The transcript is spliced from 15 exons. Gene Ontology annotation, biological process: DNA replication; double-strand break repair via break-induced replication; DNA strand elongation involved in DNA replication. NCBI's taxonomy places the organism in Eukaryota, Metazoa, Chordata, Actinopteri, Cyprinodontiformes, Fundulidae. The record is from RefSeq and is a predicted model, not a curated record.